Molecule: messenger RNA, 3880 nt
Organism: Malurus melanocephalus (red-backed fairy wren)
Lineage: Eukaryota; Metazoa; Chordata; Aves; Passeriformes; Maluridae
Gene: COL6A6
Product: collagen type VI alpha 6 chain
Exons: 31
Coding region: 1-3483 (1160 amino acids)
Molecular function (GO): serine-type endopeptidase inhibitor activity
Source: RefSeq, a predicted model, not a curated record
AUGAAUUAUCAAGAAUGCRACAUAGAUCUUUCUAUAGCAAUUGAUAUUUCAAGGCGUAUUCAGCCAGCACCCACAAUGCUUCUGAAACAGAGAUUGCAAGCAUUCCUCCCCAGUCUUCUACUCCAGAUGAAAUCACUGCCAAAUACCAGCUGUAAUGCUCCAGUCAACAUUGGGUUCAAGUUUCAAGUAUUGUCACAGACCAAACAAUUACUCUUUGACUCUGGUUUUGAAGACUAUAAUGAAGAGAUCAUCCAGAAGUUCUUAGAUGCACAGACCACUGUGGACACCUACCUGAAUGCAGAAUUUUUGCAGGCGCUUGAGGAGAACUUCUUUAAUGUGACCUCUGCUAAAGUUAAGGUUCUGCUGGUAUUUUCAGAUGGGAUGGAUGAUUCACUGGAAGACCUCAAGAAAGCAGCAGACUCACUUCGUUUUAAAGGUCUUGAUGCACUUCUAUUGGUUGGCCUGGACAAUACACAGAACUUGACUGAAUUUUGGGAAAUAGAAUUUGGCAGAGGGUUUGGAUACAAUGAACCUCUGAGUGUUGGUUUUGCAGAUAUUGCAAACAUCUUGCAGAGAAACCUUGAUACUGUUGCAGAAAGAAAAUGCUGUAAGGUUAUUUGUAAAUGUCUUGGAGAAAAUGGUGAGCGUGGUGUCCGGGGAAACCCUGGAGAGAAGGGAAGUACAGGUUACAGAGGAUCUACUGGUCAUCCUGGUGAGGAAGGUGGGAUUGGGGAGAGAGGCCCAGCUGGUUUCAGUGGCACUCAAGGAGACAGGGGAUGUCCAGGUGUCAGAGGCCAUAAGGGUGCCAGAGGCUAUAGAGGAAGUCAGGGUGAACAUGGUGAGAGUGGAUUUGAUGGCACUCAUGGAGAGCAGGGAAAACCUGGAUUUCCUGGACCUUCUGGAGAAAAAGGCAGCAGAGGAAAAUGGGGUGGAAAAGGCCCCAGAGGARAACCAGGUGAACGAGGAGAAUCUGGUCUAAGAGGAGAUCAUGGAGAUGCUGGGGCUAGCAAUAAUGUUACUGGUCCUAAGGGUGAAAAGGGAAACGUAGGACGGGAGGGAGACCCAGGCCCACAUGGACUCCAAGGAGAGCAGGGAGAUGCUGGCCCCAAUGGUGCAGCAGGUCGAAGAGGCCCUCCAGGUAUAAAGGGUGAACAAGGAGAUCUGGGGCAAACAGGUUACUCAGGAGAAACUGGUCUUCCAGGYCCACAGGGCCCAAGAGGACCGCAAGGGAUCAGAGGACCUCCAGGACCACAAGGCUUGCCAGGCCCUCUGGGCAGUCUGGGAACUCCAGGUUCACCUGGCUCUGUUGGAAAGUUAGGUGCAGGAGGAGCAAAGGGUGAACCUGGUGACCCUGGAGAGAAGGGCCUGGUUGGACCACCUGGACGGAGGGGCAUUCCUGGCAUUGAUGGCAGAGAUGCCUAUGGUCCUGAAGGAAGCAAAGGAGCAAAGGGAGAAUCUGGAUUCAUAGGAUAUCCUGGUCCAGAGGGAGAAGAAGGAGAUCAGGGCAUUCCAGGAGCUGAAGGACCCAAAGGAAUUAGGGGUAGAAGAGGUAAUGCUGGCACACCAGGGUCCCUGGGAGAUCCAGGUGACCAAGGGCCAUCAGGACCCAUGGGUGCCAAGGGAUCAAUGGGUACCAUUUCAAUGGAUCCUUGUGAACUUGUGAAUUUUACCCGAAAAAACUGCCYGUGCUCAUCAGACACAUGUCCAGCUUAUCCAACUGAAGUGGUAUUUGCCUUGGAUAUGUCUGACGAUGUUACACCAGCUGCAUUUGAAAGAAUGAGGAAUAUUGUUACGUUAUUGCUGAAGAACAUUAAGAUCAGUGAAAGCAAUUGCCCAACAGAUGCUCGUGUCUCUGUUGUUUCUUUCAAYACCAACAUGCGCUACCUCAUCCGAUUCUCAGAAUUCCAAAAAAGCAACUUGCURCUGCAAGCAAUCCAGAGAAUCCCACUAGAAAGAUCCACUGGAAAACGAAACAUUGGGGCGGCCAUGAGAUUUGUUGCAAGAAAUGUCUUCAAACGYGUUCGUCAGGGCAUCCUCACAAGGAAAAUUGCCAUAUUUUUUGCCAAUGGUCCAUCUCAGGAUGAAGUUGCCAUCARUACAGCUGUGCUUGAGCUGAGUGCCUUGGAUAUCACUCCAGUGGUUAUUGCCUUCAGUGAAGUGCCAAAUGUCAGGCGUGCCUUUUCUAUUGAUGACACCAGAAGAUUUCAAUUAUUUGUUUGGGAAASACAACAGGAUGAAAAUUUGGAGGGCAUCACAUAUUGCACACUUUGCUUUGAUAAAUGCAAUCCAAGAACCAACUGUGAGGUGCCCUUUUCUCCCCCAGUUCUGAUGGAUAUGGAUAUCACGUACAUCAUGGACAGCUCUCGCGGCAUCAGCAAUGAAGAGUUUCAGAGAGCCAAAGACUUUGUGAGCAAUAUGCUGGAUCARUUUGUCGUUUCCUCACAGCCAAAUGAAUCAUAUGGAGGCAUCAGAGUGGCACUGGUGCAGCAGGCUCCCAGGGGCUUCCUGCCUGACAGAAACCAGACACCUGYGGCCUUGGAGUUUGAUCUAGUCACAUACAGCAAUAAAGAUUUGAUGAAGAAACACAUCCAAGAGUCUGUUCAGCAGCUCGAAGGGCCRUCAGCCAUUGCUACUGCUUUACAGUGGACAGUUGAAAAUGUGUUCUUUAAAGCCCCCAGACAAAGAAAACACAGGGUCAUAUUUACAAUAGUCGGAAGCAAAACAAGCACAUGGGACAGAGAAAGGCUGAGAGAAAUUUCACUCGGAGCCAAGUGCCAGGGAUUCACCUUGUUCACUCUUGCACUUGGCAGUGAUGUGAGUGACAAUCAGCUGACGGAGCUGUCAAGCUCCCCCUCAGACCAGCACUUAGUGACACUGGGCAGGGUGUCCACACCAGAGAUGGCAUAUGCUCAGAGGUUUAGCCGGGCAUUCCUAAAUCUUGUACAGCAAGGAAUGAACAGUUAUCCUUCACCUGAACUUCAGGAGGAGUGUGAAAACUUAGAUCGGGGAGACAUACAACAGGAAGCAUCUAUGACUGAAAGGAUACCUUUUCCUGGAAUGGCUGAAACUGGUUCCAGUCAGGUUUUAGCYGACAUGGAUAAAAAUGAAAGUGGAGUCAUGAAGAAUAUGAAAGAGAACGCCAAAGUACCUGUACACACAAUGCCAGAAAUGAGAGAUGAUUAUGAGGAGAAUGAAUAUUUCACAGAGGAAGAUGCUGAAAGGGAAAAGCCUCAAGAGUGUGCAAAAGCUCAGAAGAGCAAGAAAAACUUAAAAGCAACAGUAGAAACUAGAGGUGCCUGCAAUGAUUAUGAUGCAUGUGACCUUGUUCAAGAUAGCGGAGAAUGUCAGAAUUACAUUUUGAAGUGGUACUACGACAAAGAGCAGAAAAUAUGUGGUCAGUUCUGGUAUGGGGGCUGUGGAGGCAAUAAAAACAGAUUUGAAACACAAGAAGAAUGUGGAUUCUUGUGUAUAGAGUCUUCCUAGUUCAGAGACACUUAAAUUACGUAAUUCUUCAGUUAGACUAUCAGGUUGAUGUAGAAAAGUCAUUCAAAGAGGAAGCUUUACAUAGCCACACAGCUCCCAUAUUUCAGUUGAAAUACUUGAUCAUAAAGUUAUUAUCUGUUAACUUAACUGUGAAAAUAAAAUGUAGGCUAUUUCUCCAUUGAUCUAAUAUGUUUAUUAUUGAAAAACUUCUGUUAGCCAACAGUGCAUUGUUUAAAAGGCRUAGAAGUAUUCAAACUUGACUUUCUUCCAUUUAUUCAAAAACGUACACUUUCUGAAUAUACUGCAUAAAAUAAAACAGUGCCUCAGAGAUUUUCAUUAAAUAACAUCAAAUGCAAGACACAAACAUCAAAAUGUUUUGAYGUUUUCUUACAUUUAU